Messenger RNA from Habropoda laboriosa, 2292 nucleotides. Its product is annotated as facilitated trehalose transporter Tret1-like. NCBI's taxonomy places the organism in Eukaryota, Metazoa, Arthropoda, Insecta, Hymenoptera, Apidae. The record is from RefSeq and is a predicted model, not a curated record. The coding region runs from base 150 to 1553 and encodes 467 amino acids. Gene Ontology annotation, molecular function: transmembrane transporter activity. Gene Ontology annotation, biological process: transmembrane transport. The transcript is spliced from 4 exons. Gene Ontology annotation, cellular component: membrane.
AAGAUUAUAAAAUGGGUGAAUUUGUGGCUGUUAGCGUCAUACCGACUAGCAUCCUUCUCAUAAGAAUAACGUAGCAGUGAAACGUGUAACAAGUGCUAAAAAAGUAUAAUACAUCAUUGUUUGUCGAAGGAUAAAUCAAUGAAGUAACAAUGACUGCGGAAGAAGGAAGCGGGAACGCCGAACGGAAGUCGCGGCGGUCGCAAAUAAUAGCUAGUGUAAUAGUCAAUCUACCGUUGAUCUCCUGUGGACUUGCCUUCUCCUGGGUAACAGUUGCUAAGUUAAAUUUGGAAACCAACGAAGGAAGUUGGGUAGUAGCAGCAACACCAAUAGGCGCAUGUUUCGGACCAAUUUUGUCCGCUUUACUGUUGGACCGCAUCGGCAGAAAAUGGUUCCUUUACGGCACCACGUUUCCGUUCAUCGCCUCGUGGAUACUCACUUAUUUAGCAAAGAGUUGGACAUUAUAUAUCGUGGCAAGAUUAAUAUCCGGCGUAUCGAUUGGAGCCAUCUACACCAUGGUUCCUGUGUACCUCGGUGAACUUAUGGAGCCGAGAAUCAGAGGGUCGGCCGGCACUAUGAUGAGCUUGUUUCUUAAUCUGGGAUACAUCGUUAUGUACGGUGUUGGUCCGCGGUUGGACAGAAAGAUGAUGGCGUUAGUCUGUUUGGUGCCCUGUGUGGUAUUUCUCUUAACGGCUCCGUGGAUACCUGAAUCGCCUUAUUAUUACUUGAAAAGGGAGAGGGAAAAGUACGCAGCACUCUCCUUGGUAUGGCUGAGGCGCACAAAGGACAACACUGCAGAGAUCAACGAAAUAAAGGAGUUCAUAAAAGCUGAAGAAAAAGGCAGCGUCAUGGACUUGUACAGGCAUUCAACUUACAAGAUCGCAAUGUUGCUGGUGCUGUUAUUGCUGGCGGGUCAACAGUUGUCCGGAUUUAUAGCCAUUCAGUCGUACGCUGUAACAUUGCUCAUAGACAUGCAUUUGUCCCUUAAUACCAACCUCGUGCUUAUUAUAAUGGGCAGCAUAUCUUUGGUGAUGAGUGUAUUGUCUACGUUCAUUAUAGACAGGCUAGGCAGAAGACUUGUUUUCUUAACAUCAUCGUACAGCACUUCUCUGUGCCUUCUUGUCGUUGGACUGUACUUCCUCCUGAACAAAAUUGGUAUGAAAAUCGAGAGUUUGUCUAUAAUACCGUUAAUCGCUGUUUUCCUUUACCUAAUUUUCUUCUCAUUUGGUUUGGCCACCAUCCCGUCUGUUUUCAUCUCGGAAAUUUUCCCGAUAAGCGUGAAAAGCUGGGCAACUACGAUUGCAAACACAUACGGAUCCCUACUCGGUCUAGUCGUAACGCAAUGUUAUAGCAUUAUACAGAGACAGUUUGGCUAUCAUGUACUCUUUCUCUUCUUCGCCAUUGUCGAGCUUGUAGUGGCAAUUGUCGCGUCGAUCUAUAUGCCAGAAACGGCGCGCAAAUCUUUCAUGGAAAUCCAGAAUAUUCUAAAAGAGAAAGAUAGUAAAAAAAUAGCAGUAUCGCCGGUUAAGGCAGAAGACCUUAAUGAGACAAAAUGAAAUAAAUGAUCUUUCUUCCAUUCUAAUUAUUUUCUAAGUAUUUUUCAUAUUUGUCUGUUUCCGUUUCCUUUUUAGGUAAACCUUCAAAUAUCGUUUCAACUUCAAAAAACGUUCCAAUUUCAAAAAAUGUUCCAACUUUAAAUAUCGCUCCAACUUUAAAUAUCGCUCCAACUUUAAAUAUCGUUCCAAAUUCAGUCAUCCAAAGUUUCUUUAAUAAACAUCUGUGUUUCAUAGAGAACGUUGAUAUAGAGAAGGAAACUGAAAAAUAAAUUACUGACAAUGUUAUAAUGCGGUAUAAGCGGCAAAAGAUAUCAAGAUGAUUACAAAACCUAACUGUAUUUCGUACCAAAUUGUUAUCGACAGACUGAGCGAGGCCCAAAUCACGCAUUCGUUUACGUUCUCUUGCCGUCUGGCUUGAAACACUCGCUUUUCUACCUUUAUCAUGAAAGAAUAUUGUCUCAUCAUCCUCAUUGACGAGCGAUAAAAUGAAAAUAUGAAAAUUACUUGCUAAGCGUGAAAAAAGAAAUAUAUAUAUAUAUUUUUUAUAUAUAUGUAUGUACUUUCUUGCAUUUCUAACGGGGAUGUGUACGGUGCAUAUGACGUGUUUGUAUUUUUGAAAUCAUCGUUGUUACCAGGAGGACUUUUCAUAUUUGAUUGUAGAAUGUCAGCGCUAUCAUGAUUGUUUUGGAUAUCACUGUACUAUGUAUGUAAUAUAAUAAAAUAUUGUUUAUAUGAUAAA